Molecule: messenger RNA, 1483 nt
Organism: Zingiber officinale
Lineage: Eukaryota; Viridiplantae; Streptophyta; Magnoliopsida; Zingiberales; Zingiberaceae
Product: WAT1-related protein At4g01440-like
Exons: 9
Coding region: 20-1480 (486 amino acids)
Cellular component (GO): plasma membrane
Molecular function (GO): transmembrane transporter activity
Source: RefSeq, a predicted model, not a curated record
CAGAACGCUAGCGGCGGCCAUGGCGGCGAGUGAGUGGACGUCGGGCCUCAUCAUGGUGGCGGUCGACGUGGUUUUCGCCGUCAUGAACACUCUGAUCAAGGAAGCCACUGAGCGCGGCCUCGACCGCGCCGUACUCAUCACCCUCCGCCAACUCGUCGCCGCCCUCUUCAUGGCCCCCGUCGCCUUCUUCCACGACAGGAAGACGAGGCCGAAGCUAACCUUGGAGAUCUGUGUUUACCUCUUCUUCAGCGCAUUGCUCGGGGCGUCGUUGACGCAGUACCUGUUCUACUUGGGAAUGGAGUACACUUCUGCUGCGUUCGCCUGCGCUUUCCUCAACCUCACUCCCGCCUUCACCUUCCUCAUCUCGCUGCCGCUAAGAUUAGAAUCCCUCGACUGGAAGACCAAACCAGGGCUGGCCAAGGCCCUGGGCGUUGUCCUCUGCUUCCUCGGCGUCACCGUGCUCACCUUUUACCAGGGGCCUGUGCUGCAACUCAGUCAUGCAUUACUUCGAACAUGUUGGAAAAAUUUGAAUGGAAAUAUGACGUGUGGGUUUCAGUCCCACAAAGAAAGUGACACCUUCCGGCUGAUUCGGAACAAAGGGGAUGAAAAUCCAGGGCCCGCAUACGAGACAAGGAAGGUCGCUAGCUUACCUGCACGCCACGUGGCAAGCUUGCCUGCUCGCCACGUGACAAGCUUGCAAGCAAGCCACAACACGUGGCAAGCUUGCAAGCAAGCCACAGCAUGCAUGCAGCACCACGGAGGGGCCGAAUCUGUUUUAAGGAGACAGCGCUCUGCUGGACUCGGCAUCCACUCUGAGUUCGUGUUGCAGCUCUCGACAUCCUGUCAGCAACUCUCAACAGGAACGUGGCGCCGCUCGACAACUAACGGUGUCCACGACUCAUCUACUCGAACACCCAGAGGGAGACCCGAAAGGGAGAGCUACUCGCCGUCAGGGAAAUGGCUGAGGGGAUCGGCGGCGCUGCUCGGCGGCAGCUUCUGCUGGUCGUCGUGGUUCCCGCUGCAGGCCAAAGUGGGGAAGAAGUACCCGGCGAUCUACACCUCCACCGCAGUCAUAUUCUUCCUCGGGUUUCUUCAGGCGGCGACCGUGAGCUUGGUCACCAGCAGAGGGAGGAUCUCCGCGUGGCUUCUCGAGGAUAAGUUGGAGAUCGGCACCGUCUUCUUCGCUGGUGCUUUGGGCUCUGGUGUCGGCUUCUUGGCCAUGUCAUGGUGCGUGGAACAAAGGGGCCCAGUCUUCACUGCAGCGUUCACUCCCCUCGUGCAAAUUAUUGUUGCAGCCAUUCACUUCCUCUUCCUCCACCAACAAAUCUUCCUCGGCAGUGUGUUGGGCUCAAUUUUGGUUAUUCUUGGGCUCUAUUCUCUCUUGUGGGCCAAGCGCAAUGAGGCCCAUUUACUUCAACCAAAGCCCCAACGACCCAUCGAAGCCCAUGAACAGAGCCAACAAGCACAACCACAAGUCUAAUUC